Messenger RNA from Symbiodinium pilosum, 1056 nucleotides. The record is from the annotation of a GenBank genome assembly. Lineage: Eukaryota; Dinophyceae; Suessiales; Symbiodiniaceae.
AUGCAAUUUGGUGGAGCCAAAUGGUCCAGGAAACUUCACCUGGCAGGACUUCAAUGGCUCCUUGCGCUUUCGCUGGCAGAGGCAGGCUUUGGCAGAUCGGAGGCUUUGCCGCACUGUCUGCUGCAGCGCAGCCAGCAGACACAGCGGCGUGUGGAGCAUCGGACAAGUUCAAGCGAUGAAGGACUUGGCAAGGACAUUUCCGUGGCAAAUGGGCCGAAGGAUGGCGCAAGGAAGGUCUCCUUGCUGCAAGCAAAAUCUGAUGCUGCUUCCUGGAGGGAUUCCAGACGAAAGUUGGAGUUGGAUCCGAGCUUCUUCGACAGUUUCGCUGAUGCCGAAUCCACGUUUGAUGAGGAUGGGCGGUCUCAUGUUGAGGCCGCAAAUCCAGCUGCCGUAUCCGAAGAGAGCGUGAGCCUUCCCACCAUUGAGCCGCCACAGUGGUUUGACGAAGGCGCAUCCGCUGGAGCCAAAGAGGCCUGGCAAACGUACGACCUUGAAACAGAGGGUGCAAGCUGGCGUGCAAAGGCUCCUGACUGGAAAGAGCAGGGCUUUGGCAGGUACGAACAAGGUUGGAUGCCGGUUGAAUCCCGUGAGAAAGGAAAUGCAGACCGUGAAGACGGGAAGGAAGCUGCCUGGUUUGACACGGCCGUGGAUCAGUACGACUUGUUUGGGCGACCAAGGGCACCUUCCACCAAAUCGGCAAAUUUCUAUGUCGAGUGGAGCAGGGUCAGCAGGACAGCAGAUUGGAGUUGCGGCCCUCCUGGCUGUGUAGCGAAUGCAUCUCUCAAGGUCUUCGAGAAGGCGGCUGAGAUGGAGUACGCGAUGUGCCAUCUCUCGGUCAUGGUGCAUGCCACCGACUUUGACGACCAGUAUGGGCAUGAAAAGGUUGAAUGGAUUGUGGUCAAUGGGAAGGAGGUCAUUCGUGACUUCGCCCCGCAAGCUCCCAAGGGUUGCGAGAUGAACGAUGACCUUGCAGCUCUGCAUGGGUCUGAUGUGACGGUUCAGAACAUUUCCAACUUCUCGUUGCUGGCUGUGCGUGCCCAACAUGUCCGACGCUGA